Phycomyces blakesleeanus NRRL 1555(-) is the source of this 480-nucleotide messenger RNA. RefSeq lists its product as hypothetical. NCBI's taxonomy places the organism in Eukaryota, Fungi, Mucoromycota, Mucoromycetes, Mucorales, Phycomycetaceae. The transcript has a single exon. The record is from RefSeq and is a predicted model, not a curated record. The coding region runs from base 1 to 480 and encodes 159 amino acids.
AUGCAUGUAAACCGACCCUUGAAUGUUACCCUAUUCCAGCAUAUCUUCUUGGCGUCAGUUCAGCAAAAAUCAAUAUUGGAAAAACGCUUCCGACCAGCCACGAACUCGACGAAGCAGAUUGAGGGUUGGAUCAACAGCUGUAACGCGUGGGGUGAACGUACAGCAAUGAAGUCAAAUGGCAAAAGAUUGGAAGGCCGAUGGCUGUGGGUGUUUCUGGACAAACAUUUGGGAAUCAACGUUACCGAGGACCUGGUCAAAUACGAGCAACACUGUCGUCACCAUCCGAUGACAACAAUUGGAUAUGCAAGAAAAUCUAAAGGCAAAGAACGUAUUAACACUAGAUGCAACCUUCUGAGCGAAAUGAUCCAUCGUCUGCGCACGAGGAGCUUAUGCACCAAAGUGUACAUAUCAUCAUGUUGCGAUGCAAAGGAAACUAUAAACAUCACUUGGCAUUGGUCAAGAACUGUGAUGGGGAUAUGA